Messenger RNA from Toxotes jaculatrix (banded archerfish), 6148 nucleotides. It is a transcript of the gene atp2c1, whose product is annotated as ATPase secretory pathway Ca2+ transporting 1. Gene Ontology annotation, biological process: calcium ion transmembrane transport; intracellular calcium ion homeostasis; manganese ion transport. Bases 142 to 2904 code for a protein of 920 amino acids. Gene Ontology annotation, molecular function: ATP binding; P-type calcium transporter activity; ATP hydrolysis activity. The transcript has 28 exons. NCBI's taxonomy places the organism in Eukaryota, Metazoa, Chordata, Actinopteri, Toxotidae. Gene Ontology annotation, cellular component: endoplasmic reticulum; Golgi membrane; plasma membrane. The record is from RefSeq and is a predicted model, not a curated record.
UCUGGUACCAACAACACGGGAGAGCCACCGGCCGUCCGGACACGGGUCUCCGGAAGUGCUGCCGUAGUUGGCGUCAGUGGACUGACAUGGUGGACGCUGUUCGCUCGGAGAAAAACGCUCUGCUGUGGGAUUUCACGGAAGAUGCUGAAGAAACGGGAGCUGCUGCUUUCCGAGAGACAACCCUCCAGUGAAGAUGAGAUCAUGGUCCCAGUACUAACCUCCAGAAAAGCCAGUGAACUCCCUGUCAACGAAGUAGUGUGUGUCCUGCAGGCCGACCUGCAGCUGGGUCUGACCCAGGAGGAGGUGAGCCGGAGGAGAGCCUACCACGGCUGGAACGAGUUCGACAUCAGCGAAGAGGAGCCGCUAUGGAAGAAAUACAUCUCACAGUUCAAAGAUCCUCUCAUCCUGCUGCUGCUGGCGUCGGCCGUCAUCAGCGUUCUCAUGCACCAGUUCGAUGACGCCAUCAGCAUCACUGUGGCUAUCAUCAUCGUAGUGACCGUGGCCUUUGUCCAGGAGUACCGCUCAGAGAAGUCUCUAGAAGAGCUCGGCAAGCUGGUGCCUCCAGAAUGUCACUGUAUCAGGGAGGGGAACCUGGAGCACCUGCUGGCUCGAGAGCUGGUUCCCGGAGACACUGUCUGUCUGUCAGUGGGAGAGAGAGUCCCAGCAGACCUCCGCCUGUUCGAGGCGACCGACCUGUCUGUGGAUGAGUCCAGUCUGACGGGGGAGACCACCCCCUGCUCCAAAUCCACCUCCCACCAGCCGGCAGCCACCAACGGAGACAUGGCGUCCCGCAGCAACAUCGCCUUCAUGGGGACACUUGUGCGCUGUGGCAAAGCCAAGGGCAUCGUCAUAGGAACCGGAGAGAACUCUGAGUUUGGAGAGGUGUUCAAGAUGAUGCAAGCAGAAGAGGCUCCUAAAACUCCGCUGCAGAAGAGCAUGGACCUGCUGGGAAAGCAGCUCUCUCUGUAUUCCUUUGGCAUCAUAGGGGUCAUCAUGCUGGUGGGUUGGCUGCAGGGGAAGAGGAUCCUGGACAUGUUCACCAUCGGUGUCAGUCUGGCCGUAGCUGCCAUCCCGGAGGGUUUGCCCAUCGUGGUGACGGUGACGCUGGCGCUCGGCGUGAUGCGUAUGGUGAAGAAAAGAGCCAUCGUCAAGAAGCUGCCCAUCGUAGAAACUCUGGGCUGCUGUAAUGUGAUCUGUUCAGACAAGACAGGAACUCUGACCAAGAACGAGAUGACCGUCACUCAGCUGUUCACGUCAGACGGACUCCACGCUGAGGUGACGGGCGUCGGCUACAACGGAGCAGGAGAGGUUUUACUGGAUGGAGAGAUCAUCCACGGCUUCUCCUGCCCUUCAAUGAGCAAGAUUGUGGAGGUCGGCUGCGUGUGCAACGACUCGGUGAUCAGGAAUCACACUCUGCUGGGUCGACCGACAGAGGGAGCGCUCAUCGCCCUCGCCAUGAAGAUGGGGCUGGAGAGCCUGCAGCAGGAGUACGUCCGUCUGGAGGAGCAUCCCUUCACCUCGGAGCAGAAGUGGAUGGCUGUUCGCUGUGUUCACCGCACCCAGCAGGACAAGGCUGGCGUUUACUUCAUGAAGGGAGCGUACGAGCAGGUGAUUCGCUUCUGCAGCUCCUACAACAGCAGAGGGGCCGCACUGCCUCUCACCCACCAGCAGAGGGAGCUGUACCAGCAGCAGAUCAGCUACAUGGGCACCGCGGGACUGAGAGUGCUGGCGUUUGCGUCUGGCUCAGAGAUGGGGAACCUGACCUUCCUGGGUCUGGUGGGCAUCAUCGACCCUCCCAGGUCAGGGGUCAAAGAAGCAGUGGGGACCCUCAUCAGCGCCGGCGUCGCCAUCAAGAUGAUCACUGGAGACUCCCAGGAGACCGCUGUGUCUAUAGCCACUCGUCUGGGUCUUUACUCUAAAGGUUGUCAGUGUUUGUCUGGAGAGGAGGUGGAUCAACUGGACCUGCAGCAGCUUUCACACAUCGUCCCCAGAAUCGCCGUGUUUUAUCGAGCCAGUCCCAGACACAAGCUGAAGAUCGUUAAGUCUCUCCAGAACAUCGGCGCCGUCGUGGCCAUGACGGGUGACGGUGUGAACGACGCCGUGGCUCUAAAGGCCGCUGACAUCGGCGUGGCGAUGGGCCAGACAGGCACCGAUGUCUGUAAGGAGGCGGCCGACAUGAUCCUGGUGGACGACGACUUCCAGACCAUCAUGUCAGCCAUCGAGGAAGGAAAAGGAAUUUAUAACAACAUCAAAAACUUUGUGCGCUUCCAGCUGAGCACGAGCAUCGCAGCGCUCACGCUCAUCUCCUUGGCGACGCUGAUGAACUUCCCUAACCCGCUGAACGCCAUGCAGAUCCUGUGGAUCAACAUCAUCAUGGACGGACCGCCAGCUCAGAGUUUGGGUGUGGAGCCCGUGGACCGGGACGUGAUCAGAAAACCUCCUCGUAACGUGAGAGACCGCAUCAUCACCCGCAGUCUGAUCAUCAAAAUCCUGGUGUCGGCGCUCAUCAUCGUCUGUGGGACUCUGUUCGUCUUCUGGAGAGAGUUGCAGGACAACGUGAUCACUCCUCGAGACACCACCAUGACCUUCACCUGCUUUGUCUUCUUCGACAUGUUCAACGCUCUGAGCUCGCGGUCUCAGACUCGUAUGGUCCAUGAGAUGGGUCUGUGCAGUAACAGGACGUUCUGUUACGCCGUCCUCGCCUCCAUCAUGGGUCAGCUCCUCGUCAUCUACUUCCCUCCUCUGCAGAGCAUCUUCCAGACGGAGAGUCUCAGCAUCUUCGACCUGCUGUUCCUGGUGAGCCUCACCUCCUCGGUCUGCGUCGUGUCUGAGGCCAUUAAGAAGGUGGAGAGGUGGAGGGGGGUGGAGAAGAGCCCACCUGCUGACUGCUUCCAUGAAGUAUGACCCCCCCCCAGUCCCCGCUGUCUGGGCCGAAGGACUCUGAGGUUGGGAGGAAGAGGAGGCGGAUGAAGGUGAUGGGAGUGUGACGGGUUGUAGGAUCUCACAACUGAUGGCACUGACUAAUUAAGACUGUAAGGACGUGUGGGAUUUUCCUGUGAGAUUCUCAGGCAGGUGGAGAAACUCUGGUCUGGGACUGGGGGGGACUCUCUGGGGGGAAUAGCGAACUGGACUUUGAUUAAACUGGGAAGAAGAGGAGAUGGCUGCUGGGAGAUCUGUACGACUGAACCUCGCGGCGUCUGUCCCCCUCGUGCCCCUCACAGGCCGGGGCCGACCACACCUUCCCGCCCUGAACUGGCUGGUUGUUCAGGAUGUAAGAAACCCCCCUGACAAAUCAAAGGCUAGAGACCUGUGCAAUCCUUCGUGUCCUCUUCCGGUCCUCUUUUUUUAAUCUGUCGUUCUGAAGGCGCUGACCACCGUUCAGCCUGCUUCUCACGGCUGAACCCGGUGACGUCAAACACACAGGACGACCUGUUUUAAUUCCUCUGAUGGUGGGUUUACAGCACAGGGAGGAGGCGUGACGGUGCAGACACACUCACGGUUUCACACUCAAGCUUUAUGUCCAGUGAGGACAAAAAGAAAAACUAACGUCCUGAGUUCUGCUGUAAAAAUCAAGGUGCAGCUCAGGCACAGAUAUACAUAUAAAUAUCAUUUGGAAUAAAUCAUAAUAAUACGAAGAGCUUCUAGUUCUAACAUGAAAAUGACCCUGUAGAAAAAAAACUAGAGAUUCGAUCACUAAACUAAAAAGCUUCACCACAGGUCGAGUUUCCCGUCGCGGGUCAGAUCAGAUGAUGCAGCGCGUUAAAACGGUCCAAUCAGUGAGCUCUCCGUCAGGCACGUGACCCGACGCUAAAGUUUGACCGACAAAAUAACGAACCAUAAAGACUCGCUUCGUUUUAUCUUUCCGGUCUGAGGUCGAACCUGCGUCAGAGCAGCUGAGAGGGACUGAAUGUCCCGUGACACGUCACCGUGACACCUCCUCUACGUGCGCGUGUUUCCGUUUCUCAUCCGUACUUUACGUCUCGUGCUUCUGACACGGAGCAGCUGCUGUGUGAAGGUCCCUCCGUGGGAGUGGACACGCUGAUGAUCACUGUGGAGCUGGGCCUCUGAAAGCCCCGUCGGUAGCACAUCAGCGCCCACACGGUGGCUCCAGGGUUCGGACACAGCUUCUUCGGUUACCGUGCUCUCUCAUCCCGUGCCUUAAGAAUUGUCUCCACCGCGGUGGACAGACACGCCCUUUACUGACGGAGGGCUCUUCUGUCCAAUCGGUUUCAGCACUUAAAUGAUUUUAAAAAAGAAUCGACCCCAAAUUUUAGAAACGUUUUUUAUUUUCCGACUUUAUUUUGUCAGAUUUCUCUCCGUCGUUUAAUCGGGCUUUACUUCCUCCUCUUCGGUCAGUGUGAAGCAGCCGCCGUGCUUUCUGGGAAAUGUGGUUUACUGGAUGUUGCUGUUGAAAGUCUGCUCUGUUGAUGUUUUUUAUUUAUUUCCAAAGGCACAUGUAGACAGGCUAAAAAACACGGACUCCGGAAGGAGGGAAGCCCUUCACUCUGCCGCUGCCUUCAAAAUAAAAUCCUCUUUUAUGUCAUUUUGCGACUGUUGAUAUUUCCUGUUUUCAGUUUGAAAUGAAAGAUGAUUUACCUGAUGUGGAAGCAGCAGCAGAGUGCAGGUUCUUCCCCUCUGAUCUGUACCACGCAGCUUUUUAUUAUGUCAGUAAGAAACUUCAAGAAUUAAACAUGAGGUUUUAUUUCUGACGUCGGAGAUAUUAAAGGUUGUUUUUGAUUUUUUUUUAACAGCCUGAGUCUUAUUUUUGUAGCUUUUCCAUCCUUCCUGUUGGUCCUGAUGACGCCUGGACCCAACAUCAGCAUCAGGUCUCAGCUCAGCCGGUCACAUAAAGACAACGGUAAAGUUCUUAUUGUAGAAAUCUACAGUAAAGGCCACUGAACAGGAGCUACUGAGACAUACAGAAUAAAAUGAAAGCGACGGUAGCAGCCACAGGAGUCUGAAACAAACCGGAUUUAAAGCAGGAGUUCAGACUGGAACCGAGGCUGUGGCCUCGCUGGCGUCAGGUUCAGGUGAAACAUGAAUCUGAUCCAUUAAAUCCAGUGAGUGUGAAGGUUUAGACGCCGGGGCAGGAAGUGACAGGAACUACUCUCAGCCUCAGCUGUGGUGUUCGUGCCGUGCUGCGCUGCGCCUGGCUCCAGGCCUGAGGUCGUUCUGAAUGUGUGAUGAUGCAGAGACAGAGGAGAGUGACAGGAUGUGACGUGUUCACCUGGACCCUCGUGUGGGUUUCACCUCAGUAUAAGUGGUUUGGAUCAGAGCCGCAGCGAUUAAUCGAUCGGUCGAGCAGCAGUUUUCUGAAUGGGCCAAACGAUUGAUCAGGAUCGACAGAUUAACUGAUGAUGAUCGUGAGUCUCCGUCUGGUUUGAUGUGUUGAUGCUGCUCCUGCUUCGGCUCUGCUGGACUUAAUAUGGCUAAAAUUACAACCUCAAAAUCUCUGAUGUCCAGAUGCAGCAGGGCUGAUGUUGGUCACAUGACCUCCAUCUUGUCCCGUGUCCGCCGUCUCACCUGUUUCUGAGGUGUCCUUUCCACGUGCCGCAGCCACGUGUGGUUGAAAUGUCCAACUGUGUCCUCUGCUCUGUCGUCUGUGCAGAUGUUCAGCCUGGUCUCUGUGUGAGAACUUGUCUCUGGUCUCAUCCACGUUCAUACGCGCUCGUUGUGUAAACCGUGCGCUGUGUAUCUGCUGUGUGUUGGGGCCAAACGUGACUGAUGCCAGCUCUGUUCCUCUGGAUGCCGGCGGUCUUUUCACUGCUCAGUGCUUCAGACAGUGUCUCACAAAGCAGAGCUGAUCCCCGCCCUCUCCUCUGCCGACUUUUGCGGCUGCAGUCGAGUUGAAACGAUUAGUUGAUUAAUCAGUUGUUUAACAGCUGUGUUGGUUAUUUGCAAUUUUUCAACACACAAAAUAUGAAGAUUUGCUGCUUUUCUUUGCUCUGACAUUCGGAGACGACACAUAGAGCUUUGAGAUAAGAUGAUGUGGACCCACAUGAUUUGGAGUAAAUCUGAAGCUUUGGGGUCCCUGAGGGCCCGGGACCCAUGGGUAAUCCAGCCUCGAUUAAAAUAUGCUGACAGGGCUGUCCAUUUACUUCUGGCCAUAUAGUAUACCCAUCAAUGGAGCUGAUGAUGUUUUGUUUUG